Molecule: messenger RNA, 510 nt
Organism: Pyricularia grisea
Lineage: Eukaryota; Fungi; Ascomycota; Sordariomycetes; Magnaporthales; Pyriculariaceae
Exons: 1
Coding region: 1-510 (169 amino acids)
Source: RefSeq, a predicted model, not a curated record
AUGCAAUCGGGCCAAUUUAUGACACCGACUAUUUUGACGAGGCCGACCUGUCAACGACAAAUCCAGGUCAUCAACCUCUGCGCCUUGUGUAACGUACUGAACGAAGGAGACGAGAAUGGGGAGCCAUCGACCAAUCACUGGACCAUAUGCCUGCAGACGUCUCCAGCCUCUAGCUUGAAGAUCGACAUGGCGCCUUGGGACUGGCGACGUGGCAAGAUCCUCCUGAGCUCUGCAAAGGAUCAACCCUAUAACAUGGAUGAGACCCUGCAUGUUUUCCCCUUCACAGUUGCGCGGGAAAUUACCGUCGUGAGCGUGAUAGGGGCCAUCAAUGAGAAGGAGAGAGACAUGUUCUGGUUCUCGGACGAGGACGAGGGCUGUCGUUGGUGGGUGUGCCAGCUGUUGGGUGAUUUCGAAAGCCCGGGUAUCGUGGAGGUGGGAUCCGCUGCUGCCGCCGAGGAGUAUUUGCUGAGGUACUGGAUAAACCCAAAAGGGUCAUACCUAGGGACAUGA